Molecule: messenger RNA, 2570 nt
Organism: Silurus meridionalis
Lineage: Eukaryota; Metazoa; Chordata; Actinopteri; Siluriformes; Siluridae
Gene: mlh1
Product: mutL homolog 1, colon cancer, nonpolyposis type 2 (E. coli)
Exons: 19
Coding region: 167-2314 (715 amino acids)
Biological process (GO): mismatch repair
Cellular component (GO): MutLalpha complex
Molecular function (GO): ATP-dependent DNA damage sensor activity; ATP hydrolysis activity; ATP binding
Source: RefSeq, a predicted model, not a curated record
CUAUUCCGCCAAAACCAAAUAUAACGAGGAAGAAACAAAACCAAACACAUCCGAAUGCUGUAUUUUGAUUGUUCUUUAACAGCGGUUACUUACUUAUUACGUCUUAUUCACCAUCAACUUAAGAAACAACUUUUGUAAAGUCCCGAGGCAGUGGCUGUAAGGUGUAAUGGCAGGCAUGAUCCGGAGAUUGAAUGAGACGGUUGUGAACCGCAUCGCUGCUGGAGAAGUCAUUCAACGACCUGCUAAUGCGAUUAAAGAAAUGAUUGAGAACUGUCUGGAUGCAAAGUCCACGAACAUUCAGGUGUCUGUCAAAGAGGGAGGCCUGAAGCUGAUUCAGAUUCAGGAUAAUGGCUCUGGAAUUAGGAAAGAAGACCUGCAAAUUGUAUGUGAGCGGUUCACAACCAGCAAGCUUCAAACCUUUGAGGAUCUUACAUCUAUUUCAACCUAUGGAUUCAGAGGAGAGGCACUUGCCAGCAUAAGCCAUGUAGCCCAUGUUACAAUUACCACAAAAACAGCAGAUGAAAAAUGUGCUUACCGAGCAAGUUACUGUGAUGGGAAACUAAAGGCCCCAGCGAAGCCUUGUGCUGGAAACCAAGGGACACUGAUCUCAGUAGAAGACCUGUUCUAUAAUGUACAAACCCGAAGGAAAGCUCUCAAAAGCCCCAGUGAAGAAUAUUCCAGGAUUGUGGAAGUAGUGAGUAGAUAUGCCAUUCACAAUUCUGGGAAAAGCUUUACUGUCAAAAAGCAUGGAGACAUGGUGGCUGAUGUGAAGACUUUGGCUAAUGCCUCAGUUUUGGACAACAUUCGUGUGAUAUUUGGAGUAGCACUAAGCAGGGAGAUGAUGGAAGUGGGGUGUGAGGAUCAGAAGCUUGCUUUCAAACUAAAGGGUUAUAUAUCAAAUGCUAACUACUCAGUCAAGAAGUGUACCUUCAUCCUGUUCAUCAAUCAUCGUUUAGUGGAAUCCAGUGCCUUGAAAAAAGCCAUUGAAGCCGUCUAUACAGCAUAUCUUCCCAAAAACACACAUCCUUGCCUUUAUCUCAGUUUAGAAAUUGCACCUCAUAAUGUUGAUGUGAAUGUGCACCCCACUAAGCAUGAAGUGCAUUUUCUACAUGAAGACUGCAUAAUUGGAAGCAUUCAGAAACACAUUGAGAGUAAACUACUUGGAUCCAAUUCUUCCCGCACUUAUUUUACACAGGCUUUACUGCCUGGGCUUUCAGCAUCUGUCAGUGGUGUAAAAACCUCAAGCAGUUCAACUGCUGACCCCAGUGAUCGUGUCUGUGCUAAUCAAAUGGUGCGAACUGACAGCAAGGCCCAAAAAUUAGAUGCUUUUCUACAGCCAGCAAAUAACCUUUCUUCAGUUCCUUGCCUUGUAGCAAGUCUUCCGGAACCUGCCCUAGCUACUGAGAAGUUUGCAUAUGAAAUAAACGAUUGUCCUGAGGAUUUUUUGGCCAAUGCAUCAAAUGACAUGAUGCCUGAUGGUGCACAGGUCCAGUCAGAGGCACCCGUGAGCAGUACUAUUGAUUCUGAUGUGGAAAUGGAAGAUGUGACUGUGUCCUGCACUCCCUUGAGACGUGUCAUCAGGCUAACCAGCGUGAAGGAGCUACAAAAUGAAAUCACAGAUCAAGUUCAUGAAGGUUUGCAGGAGAUGCUGCAUAAUCAUUCAUUUGUUGGAUGCAUCAAUCCCCAGUGGUCUCUAAUCCAACACCAAACCAAACUGUACCUGUUAAACAAUACUAAGCUCAGUCAGGAGCUGUUUUACCAGAUUUUGAUGCAUGAUUUUGGUAACUUCAGUGUUCUUUGGUUCUUGAAUCCAGCCCCCCUGUAUGACUUAGCCAUCUUGGCACUGGACUGUGAGGAAAGUGGCUGGACAGAGGAGGAUGGGCCUAAAGAAGGGCUGGCCCAGUAUAUAGUAGAUUUCUUGAAAAAAAAAGCUGAAAUGUUAGAAGACUAUUUCUCUGUGAAGAUAGACAUGGACGGGAAUCUGACUGGUCUUCCACAUUUGCUGGCUAACUAUAGUCCUGUAAUGGAGGGUCUGCCAUUGUUCAUCCUGCGCUUAGCCACAGAGGUGAAUUGGGACAGUGAGAAGGAUUGUUUUCGUGACUUCAGUAAAGAGUGCAGUUAUUUCUACUCCGUAAGAAAAGAGUACAUAUUGGAGAAAGAAACAGAGGCAGAGAAGAGCUGGCAGUGGAAGGUUGAACACAUUCUCUUCAAAGCAUUGCGCUCUCUUAGCCCGCCUAAACACUUUAGUGAAGAUGGCAGCAUCCUCCAGAUAGCGAACCUUCCUGACCUCUACAAAGUGUUUGAGAGAUGCUAAAACCCACUGUAGAAACUUUUUUAUGUAACGUUUGUGCUUUGAUGGAGAAAAAAAAAAAAAGACAGGCUUCAUGAGUCUGAGAUCCUUAUUCAGGCUUAUCUUUGUUUUCUUUAUUUCUUUAUUUUUUACCUGUAUCCAUCUAUAUUCUACCUUUAUUCAUAUUCUGUUGAAUGAAUAGAUAAAUAUCUGUAUACAAAUGUUUAUAAAUUUGAACUUUGUAGUGUGUUUACAACUAAUAAAUAUUUUUAUUUUUUAA